CUUAUUUUUUUUUUAUAAAGGAAAAUUGAAAGAGAAAAAACCUGCCUCUACUGAGGCACUAAAUCAAAGUCUUCAAGCAAUGCAUACAGCUGGGUGCUUAAGUCUAGCUGACAUUGUGGAAGAUAUUAAGACAGCUGUAAAAAAUAAAGUUCCUCUUGUACGGUCAUCAACUCUUAACUGGGUAACAUUCUGUAUUGAAACAAGUAACAAGGCUGUUAUUUUAAAGGUGCACAAGGACUAUGUGCCUAUCCUUAUGAAGUGCCUCAAUGAUGGGACUCCAGAUGUGAGGGAUGCAGCCUUUUCAGCUUUGGCAGCGAUAGCUAAGUUGGUUGGUAUGAGACCCUUGGAGCGGUCACUUGAGAAACUUGAUGAUGUUAGAAGAAAGAAGCUUUCUGAAAUGAUUUCAGGUUCUGAAGGUGGCACAUCCACCAAUACAAGCUCAGCAGUCCAAGCUUCUGGUGCAACUGCAUCCUCUCAUGAGGCAUCAGAUGCUUCAUUUGUUAAAAAGUCAGCAGCAAGCAUGCUUAGUGGGAAGAGGCCUGUUCAAGCAGCUAUGAGUUCUUGA
This is a messenger RNA of Humulus lupulus (European hop), 565 nucleotides long. Its product is annotated as protein MOR1-like. Gene Ontology annotation, biological process: microtubule polymerization; mitotic spindle organization; establishment or maintenance of microtubule cytoskeleton polarity. Gene Ontology annotation, molecular function: microtubule plus end polymerase activity; microtubule plus-end binding. Gene Ontology annotation, cellular component: spindle pole; microtubule plus-end; centrosome. The transcript has 6 exons. The record is from RefSeq and is a predicted model, not a curated record. NCBI's taxonomy places the organism in Eukaryota, Viridiplantae, Streptophyta, Magnoliopsida, Rosales, Cannabaceae. The coding region runs from base 80 to 565 and encodes 161 amino acids.